Saccostrea cuccullata (small rock oyster) is the source of this 2563-nucleotide messenger RNA. RefSeq lists its product as uncharacterized. The transcript has 15 exons. Gene Ontology annotation, molecular function: signaling receptor activity; protein binding. NCBI's taxonomy places the organism in Eukaryota, Metazoa, Mollusca, Bivalvia, Ostreida, Ostreidae. Bases 177 to 2264 code for a protein of 695 amino acids. Gene Ontology annotation, cellular component: plasma membrane. The record is from RefSeq and is a predicted model, not a curated record. Gene Ontology annotation, biological process: positive regulation of JNK cascade; signal transduction; positive regulation of canonical NF-kappaB signal transduction.
ACAUCUAAAAAUAUUUCAAAAUAUUUACCACUCCUAGGUGGAAUCUUGGCUGUCUCCCAACGAUCUACGGACCAAUCCUGUUAUUACACGGGGGAAUUACAUCACCUAAAACAUGGUGUACGGAGAGAUUUUUGACCAUUCCUUUUUCGGAAUUACUCCGAAACGGACAAACAGCCAUGUCCGCUGUCCUGUUCAUUUUAUCUAUGGCAGUUGUCACUGUCGCCGCUGGAAAACUUGUCAGCUAUUGUGAUGUUGACAAACAGGAGUUUUACGUUAAACAGUGGGGGCAGUGCAAGGCUUGUGAUAGAUGUCCAAGGGGUUACGGGCUGAAUUCAAAGAGAGAUGUACGACUGGACCCAGUUUACGGAGCGCUCCACUGCAGAGGUUGUGUGAAAUGCACCGCCGGUGAAACCUAUAAUUCUGAGAUAGGAUACGGGGAAUGUCUCAGAUGUACAAACUGUACGGCUUACCGAAGAACUGUCAUAACAGAGUGUACAAUAGAAACAGAUACAAUCUGCAGCAAGACUGUAAUACAGGAGAAUGGACUACUCCAGUCGUUCCAGAAUAAGCGUGAAUCCUCUUCUCAGGAUCAAACUAACUCGGACCCAAAAUCAGACACCGAGGACAAUAUCGGCAAACAAGACCUAGAAAAUACAGAUUUGAAUCCUGUGCUGAUGUGGUCUGGAGUUUUUGCAAUAGCAAUGUUUGUUCCUCUUUCAGUUAUGAUUUUCAGAAGAAAUAGAGACAAAAUAAAUUGCUGGAAAAAAGACCUAGACAUUUCUAUAGAUGCUCAAGAGCAAGAAAGCUUACAUAAAAAAGAUACAUCUGAUGUUCCUACCACACUUGAAUCUGUUGUGGAAUCAGUCUCUUUAAAAACCGUGGAAUCCAAAAAAGACUGCUCAGAAGAAACUAACAAGUCUCAUAAACGACUAUCAGUGAUGUCUGAUGACAUGCCACCAUUAGAGAGCAACUUCUAUUACAGUUUGAGCAGUGACAUCCACUUAAAUGGAAUGGAUGCUAAAAAUCCCCAAAACAGAUUUGUAUUCGACCAAUCCUAUAUCUACACGAGGGAUUUCAUCACCCAAAAACGAUGGACGGAGGGAAUGUGUUUAUUCUCUGUUCAGUCGUUCUACGGGACGGACCUGACAGCAAUGGCUCUUGUCCUCACCCUAUUUACUUUGGCAUUGGCUACUGUAACCACAGGAACAGAUGUCUAUUGUGAUGUUGAGAACAACGAGUUUUAUGUGGUGCAGUGGGGUCAGUGCAAAUAUUGUGACAGAUGUCCGGGAGGAUACGGACUGGAUAUACAGAGAAAUAUAAUUAUUGACCCAGUUCACGGUGCUCUCGGUUGUAGAGGGUGUGUUAAAUGUGUAGACGGUGAAACGUUUAGUUCUGUUAUCGGGUAUGAGCAAUGCAAGAGUUGUACCGACUGUACGGAACAAGGUAAAAGUGUUGCAACACCCUGUUCAAGAGAAAGGGAUACGGUCUGCAGCAGGAAUAUCUUACGUGUAACGAGGAAGAACCAGACUCCUUUGCUUCAAACAACACCAAAACCAGUUUUCCUCAACAAUGGUGAUGACAACAGGGGUGAUCAGAACAAGGAAUACUAUACGGAUUUUAACCCUUUACUUACAACAGUUGGAGCUGUGGUGGGUUUUAUCGUCGUUGUUCCAUCAGCAGUGAUACUCGUUAUAAUGAGGAAAAGAUUAAAUUGUCGUAAACGAGAUUCUUCUAAGUUUGAAGACCCCGAAGAACAAGACAGACUCAGUAAAAAAAAUGUUGAGACUGAUCCACCUACCUGCGAAAGCAAAAUAGAAACAAUCAACUCAUCUGAAUUGGAUUGUGUAGCAAACCUUCUAACAGAAAGUGAACAGAAUGAAAAGAACAAGGAAAGAAAACCACCUUCUGAUGUUUCCAUUGAUUUCUCCGGGAAUUUUUCUUAUGAUAAUGAUUUAGAGAUAGACGCAGAGGAACAGAAAUUAGACCCAAGAUGGAAUGAAGUUCCCUCAGACAAAGAAUUACAGGAUAUAUGUCCUUCUAUUGCCCAUAGUAAUAUUUACGCCCGUCUUGGUCGAGAAUUGGGAGUUGAGGACUGUGAAAUAAAGAGAAUCAAAGAGGAACAGCAUGGCGAUCUUCAAGAAACAGCAUUUCAGACACUUAAGAAGUGGAGAGAACUGAAUGGAAAAUCAGCAACAAAGUCUAAACUUCAAUGCGCACUCAAAAGAGUUGGAAUGGGUAACAUCUCUUUGAUUGAUGAUCGAUGAUAUGUAUCUUUCUUGAUUUGGUGAGAUAAAUACCUAUCCAAGGUAAGGAAGCGUAGGUGUCCAGAGGGUUGCGCAUCGUACAUGUUCAGGUGGUUGCUGAAGACAGAAUCUUCGCCCAAGCUCCAGAUGCGAGGAACAAGUUCUUCAAGAUGACGUACAGCGAUUCAGCAAGGAUGUUUUGUUCAUGAUGUGUAAUAGGUCGCAGUGUACCUUACAUAAUAUGAUUGUAUAUAUAACUUGAGAAAAAGGGAAAUUUCAUUGUUGCGUUUUUAAAAAAUAAUUUGUUACACAAGUAUAAC